This is a messenger RNA of Porites lobata, 270 nucleotides long. The record is from the annotation of a GenBank genome assembly. NCBI's taxonomy places the organism in Eukaryota, Metazoa, Cnidaria, Anthozoa, Scleractinia, Poritidae.
CUUAAUUAUUAUGGCAUCACUGGUAACAGUCUUUCUUGGAUCGAGAACUUCUUACUGGACCGUACUCAGUGUGUCCAGGUUUCUGGCACAAGGUCUUCUUAGAUUAGUGUUACCUCUGGUGUCCCUCAAGGCACAGUCUUAGGUCCCCUCCUGUUUCUGAUUUACAUCAAUGAUAUUGUACAUAACCUUAACACUAAAAUUAAGUUAUUUGCUGAUGAUGCUGUUCUCUAUUCCGAAGUCUCAAAUGUUCAUGAUAUGACAAGACCUUGA